Cooperia oncophora is the source of this 278-nucleotide messenger RNA. The record is from the annotation of a GenBank genome assembly. NCBI's taxonomy places the organism in Eukaryota, Metazoa, Nematoda, Chromadorea, Rhabditida, Trichostrongylidae.
AUGGAAUUCCAGAACACCGUGAAGGAUAUUUCCAUGAGCUUUGACAAGGAGGCACGUGAAAUCAGAUUGACCUCAUUUGGUACGAUGUCACUGAAGAAAGCUGUUGUCCUUAGCGAAAUGUUCUUCCGAGAUGUCCGCCUUAAAAAUCAGCUACGUGCUCGAGCUGAAGAAGCAGAACGCCUACUCCAACAUGGCUCUCAGCGCAACGAAAAGGACUCACCAUUUGUCGACGAGUUCGAAGUCGCAGCUGAUUUGAUGGGAUUGGCAAUAGGAACCCA